GGAGUUAAUAGUCAAGAGGCGUCGCUUAACAACGAGGCAAAGAAAGUUUCUCUCUCUGCCAUCAUAACCGCGCUUUUAUUUCUCUUGAAAGCCGCUGACAACUCGUUGGAUUUAAAAUGAGGAAGUUUGUGCCAUUUUCGAAGAUUUGGCUAAUGUUUGCGUGUUUACUUAUUCUAGCGAUCUGCAUGCAGAUGGGUUUUACACCUGUGUACAGUAAAGUGAGACAGCUGAUAUCACUCAGUGCUGACGACAAGAAUAUUAAUGUUUCUGAGAAGGUCGACAAACCCAGUGAUGAAGUGACCUUUGGGAAAAUCCAUGAAAGCAAAGGAAAGGAGAAUUUGUGGAAAUGGGCGAGCAAAGGCCUUGCUGUGACAGCAGUAACUGAGGCAGUGAAACACACCACCACACCGUCGUACUUUGGAGACUGGUACCCCACGGACCAUACCUACCUUCAAUCAAAAUGUCCUGUGACUGCAAGAGGUCGACUGGCAAAUACAUCAGAGUUCAAGGACGUUUUCUUGGGAACGGUACCUAUCCUUCAAUGGUGUAAACACGUGACGGAGCAGGCAUACCAGAGGCUGAAGUGGUACAAUGGGGCUCAUGGAUGGAGUGUGAUAAGUUACGAAGAUCUGAAGGAUACUCUGAGCUACCUCAACACCUCUGCCAAUGCCGUCCUCUUUGAUGACUGGGAGAAAAAGCCGAACAAGAAGUCGGACUGUAUCCGCUGCGCGGUGAUCGGAAAUGGGGGAAUUCUGAAUGGCUCUCGAAAGGGCAAGGAAAUCGACCAGCACGACUAUGUAUUCAGGGUGAACGGUGCCAUUGUUAAAGGAUUUGAAGAAGAUGUGGGAACUAGGACCUCCUUUUAUACAUUUUCCACAAAUACAAUGAAGAAUUCUUUAUAUGCGUAUCACCGUGUAGGAUACACUAGUCUGCCAAAUACUGAGGAGACAAGAUACAUUUUUCUCCCAGAUCAUGAUCGAGACUAUUAUCUGGCCAAAGCUGCGAUUACAAACACAUCCAUAUCAAAGGGAAAAGACAAAUCUAAAAGUCCACCUACUUAUUUUGGCAAAAAUGGGAAGGCGGAAAAAUUCAAGAUGUAUCAUCCAGACUUCAUCCGAUACAUCCGAAACAGGUUUUUAAAGGCAAACAUUUUGAAAUCACGAUACCGAAACAUCUAUCGCCCAUCCACAGGAGCAACGAUGCUGAUGGCUGUCAUCCAUUCAUGUGACGAGGUCUCUGCCUACGGCUUUAUGACGGAAGAUUACGCAAAGUAUUCGGAUCAUUACUUUGACAAGACCUACCACAGGGUGGUAUUCUAUUCAAACCAUGAUAUGAGACUGGAAAUGCGAUUGUGGAAGAAGCUGAAUGAACUGGGAGUAAUUAAACUUUACACCAAAGACAACAGUGAGAACAAGACAAGGAGAUAAUACCACCUGAAAUAGGGUUGUACUGAAGAAUAUAAUUCACUCUGGAACUUUCAUUUGGAAGAAUAUCAUUAACUUCUGUGGUCCUUUCAACAUUGAGAAACUGAAACUGAUUUGAUAUUGAUGAUGCAAAUCUGUUUAUUGAUCAAGUUUUUCCUCUGACGUAUGAUUAUGGUGAUUCUUAUUCUAAAUUUUUUUCAUUGCUGCUGUAAGAAAGGGGAAAACUGAUGGGAUGAGGGACUGUGCACUACUGAAGGUUACUAAAUCCAGGGAAUUGAUCUUUUACUGUGGAGUACAUACUGUGUAAAUGGAACUGAAAGAAUUAUGUUUACAUUGUCCCAUUUAUGUUUGUUCAGCUGUUUGAUUUUAUUUUUUUCCAAAGGUUUGACUUUGGCACUCUUACUACUUUCAAAUAAUUUCUAAACUGACCGAUCAGUCACCGUAUGCGUUGGGUGGUUUACCCAAUUUAGCAUCCAAUCUCUCGUCGUACGGGCAUGGAAAUUCAGGCGCAAUUGCUAAGUCUGAGUUGCCCAUGUCCUUGUUUGUAGCUGUCCUCUACAAGAGAGGCUGGUCCGCUGAUUGACAGUUGCAUGUCUGGGGAAAUUAGUAAUUCUGGUUUAAGGCACAAUACUAUCGGCUGGAGGUGUGAUGUUGAUUCAAAGUCUUCCUGUAGAAACCAAAGAAUAAAACCUUAAAGUUCAAAGUUCAAGUGUAUUUUUUUUUGCCAGUGUUUGUAUGUCACCAUAUACUCCCCUGAGAUUCAUUUUUUCUUGCAGGCAUUCACAAU
Molecule: messenger RNA, 2211 nt
Organism: Hypanus sabinus (Atlantic stingray)
Lineage: Eukaryota; Metazoa; Chordata; Chondrichthyes; Myliobatiformes; Dasyatidae
Product: alpha-N-acetylgalactosaminide alpha-2,6-sialyltransferase 2-like
Exons: 9
Coding region: 117-1427 (436 amino acids)
Molecular function (GO): sialyltransferase activity
Source: RefSeq, a predicted model, not a curated record